GGCACCAUAAUUUACUUCGUGUCAACUAUUCGAUCUUGUGAAGUCCCACAUUCACUCACCUUCACUUACCUCACAUCCCGUUCAAAAUGGCUUCAUCCAGUCACGACGAGUCAACCCAACAGUCCGAUGCUCAGUCUCGCCGGCGUAACGGCGGAGAGACCUCUCGCCGCAACCAGCAAGAGACUCAAGCUCCCGUCCAUCCCAUCCCGACUUUCGCUGCCGCUAUGCAGCAUCCCUACGUCCUCAAAGCCCUGGAAGGAGUCUUCGCAAAGGCCCUUGCAAGCCAGGCACCUGGGGGAAACACC
Messenger RNA from Striga hermonthica, 305 nucleotides. NCBI's taxonomy places the organism in Eukaryota, Viridiplantae, Streptophyta, Magnoliopsida, Lamiales, Orobanchaceae. The record is from the annotation of a GenBank genome assembly.